Molecule: messenger RNA, 2738 nt
Organism: Acaulospora morrowiae
Lineage: Eukaryota; Fungi; Glomeromycota; Glomeromycetes; Diversisporales; Acaulosporaceae
Source: the annotation of a GenBank genome assembly
AUGCCGCCAAACGAUUCGACAAUUCAAGACCAAGAAUGUGAGUCCACUGUAGUGGUUGUUGGUCUUGGAAUGGUGGGAUUAUAUUUUAUAGAAAAAUUACUCAAUUACGACAUAACAAGAAAAUUCAGAAUUGAAACUUUUUGUGAAGAAACUAGAGUGGCCUAUAACAGAGUCGGAUUGACUCAAUAUUUCACACAUCGUUCAGAAGAGAGGUUGCUCAUGCAACCCCCAUCAUGGUAUAAAGAUCAAGGUAUAACGAUUCACAUGGGUGAUAAGGCCACCCACAUUGAUCGAGCCAAAAAAGUUGUUCACUCCUCCAAAGGUUUGGCUAUUUCAUACGACAUUUGCGUUAUCGCCACCGGCUCUUACGCGUGGUUACCCCCGUUACCAAACGUCGAUAAGCCUGGUGUAUUCGUGUAUCGUACUUUAGAUGAUUUGGAUAAUAUCAUCGAGUAUGGUAAAACCGCUAAACAUUCGGCCGUGAUCGGCGGUGGAUUACUCGGUCUUGAAGCUGCAAAAGCGUUACACGACUUAAACCUGGAAGUAACCAUCAUAGAACGAAAUCCUUUAUUAAUGCCAAGACAAUUGGAUCUACCGGGUGGAGAGAUUCUACUCAAAGAGAUUAGUAAAUUAGGAAUUAAAAAUUCGUUGAAUUUACCACCAAAAGAAAUAUUAAUCGGGGAGAACGGAAAGACGAAAGGAAUACUGUUCAAUGAUGGUUCCACAAUGGAUUUGGACAUGGUAGUCGUUGCUGCGGGAAUUAGGCCACGUGACGAUAUUGCAAAAGCUUCCGGAAUAACAACUCAUCCAAAAGGUGGAAUUAUCGUGGAUGACAAGCUGCAAACAAAUGACCCCAAUAUUUAUGCAAUUGGUGAGGUCGCGUUACAUGCCGGAGUCGUUUACGGUCUUGUCGCUCCCGGUUACGAUAUGGCCGAUGUUUUAGCAUCGAAUUUGGCUUUGAAGAGUUCAGACAGAAAGUUCAUGGGGGGAGAUUUGUCUUGUAAACUCAAACUUCUUGGGGUUCACGUCGCGAGCUUUGGUGACUACUUUUGCAGCGAAGAUGUAUCGAUGCCUUUGGUGUACAGGGAUCCGUUCGGUUCGAUCUACAAGAAGUAUAUAUUCUCUAUGGAUGGAAAACACCUUCUAGGUGGAAUUAUGGUCGGUGACACAGAUGAUUAUACCAAGCUUCAUGCUCUUUGCAAGUCAAAGAAACCUUUGACAAUGGCUCCUGGAGAACUUAUCCUUGGUGUGAAAUCUGGUCAAGCACCUGGAGCGGAUGACCUACCUGACGAAGCUCAAAUCUGUUCCUGCAAUAAUGUGUUGAAAGGUCAGGUGCGAAAUGCCGUCAGAAGUAAAAAUUGUCGUUCUAUUGGUGAGGUCAAAUCUUGUACGAAGGCUGGCACAGGUUGUGGUGGAUGCAUUCCGCUGGUGACAGAGAUUAUGCAGGCCGAGUUGAAAUCCAUGGGACAAAAGGUGACUCAAAGUUUAUGUCCGCAUUUUGAAAUGACUCGUGUCGAACUCUUCCAAGUCAUCAAAAUCAAAAAAUUGACAAACUUCAAAGACAUUGUCAAUACUGUUGGCAAAAAAGGAUCAAACGGAUGUGAGGUCUGCAAACCAGCGGUAGCCUCAAUUCUAGCCAGUUUAUGGAAUGAACCUAUUCUCAAUCAUGCCAACCUCCAAGAUACAAAUGACCGUUACCUAGCAAACAUUCAGCGCGGUGGUUCAUACUCCGUCGUGCCUCGUGUACCAGGUGGUGAGAUAACACCGGAAAAAUUGAUUGUGCUAGGUCAAGUGGCCAAGAAAUAUGGAAUGUAUACCAAGAUCACGGGCGGUCAAAGAGUUGACCUUUUUGGAGCAAAAAAAUACGACCUCCCCGACAUCUGGGAAGAACUUAUUCAAGCUGGAUUUGAGUCGGGUCACGCUUACGGUAAAGCGUUGAGGACAGUGAAGUCUUGUGUGGGUUCCACUUGGUGUCGAUACGGAAUUGGUGAUUCGGUGGGAUUUGCUAUUCAACUUGAGAACCGCUAUCGGGGUAUCAGAUCACCGCAUAAACUUAAAGGUGGCGUGUCGGGGUGCAUUAGGGAAUGCGCUGAAGCGCAAGGAAAGGAUUUCGGACUAAUCGCCACUGACAAAGGCUAUAACAUUUACGUCUGUGGGAAUGGGGGGUCGAAACCCAAACAUGCAGUCUUAUUAGCAAAAGAUGUUCCCGAAGAGUUGUGUAUCAAAUAUCUGGACCGAUUUUUAAUGUAUUAUAUUCAUACUGCGGACAGAUUAACGCGUACAGCAAGAUGGCUCGAGAAAUUGGAAGGUGGAAUCGAUUAUCUUCGCUCAGUUGUUAUUGACGACAAGCUUGGAAUAUGUAAAGAUUUAGAGGAAGAUAUGUCACGGCUAAUUAACACGUAUCAUGACGAAUGGGCAGAAGUUGUCAAGGACCCUGCUCGACGCGAUCAAUUUAAGCAGUUCCUUAAUACGCCAGAGACGCAACUCGAAAUUGAAGACAUAGAGGAACGCAGCCAACACCGUCCUGCCGAUUGGCCUAAAGAGUUUCCACCAGUACCUCAAGAACCAGCGAUCACGGACCUAGAACAAAAAUCAUGGGUUAAGGUUGCGCCGGUGGAAUCGUUUCCUGAGGACGGCGGUCAAGUUAUUAAAUACGGAGAUACGCAAAUCGCAAUUUUUAAUACCAACGAACGAAAAAAUUGGUAUGCCACACAAAAUAUGUGUCCACACAAGAGAGC